AUGCUCAAGUUUUAUCCCUUUGUUAUUAUAGUUUUAAUCCUACAUCCAGUGAACUUGACAUUUUUUAACCUGAGUGUGAACUUUUCCCCGUACCGUCUUGAGUUAACAACAUCGAGCCACGCUACAGAGAACUCAUCACAUUCAGACAUCGGCAUCGUCAGUAAACCUGCUUGCGGUGUUGAGUCGGGAAGAAACCGUAGCUGUGUGGAUGUUAAGUCAUUGCCUUCAAAGUUGCCGUUAUUUAUAAAUAUCACCAGAAAGCUGCACAUCUUACCAUCAACUACUUCAAAAUUAAGGGAAAGAUCUUUGAAAAUGGUGCAAUACAUAACUGAGACGCCAGUCAAUACAGGCUCUCUUCCAACUGGAGUAAAUAUGGGAUCAUCAGGUAAACAAAGCUUACCAGAAACUGUUGAGGCAGCUUCACUCGUGACGACUCAUGCUAACAUAGUUAUGACAACGCCUGUUAAUACUCGAGAAGUGAGUAUUGUAAAACAUUCAUCUAUUAUAAACGAGUCUGUAACUAUGAAACCCCGGGACGUGGAAACACAAGGUCCAGUGCAUCAAACUGCUGUGACUAGACGGGACGGCGAGCAGCUGAAGCGCGGUGCGCAAGAGAAAGUCCGCCGCGUCAUCUACCAGAACUACGCGCGACCCUACACAGCUCGAAUGUACUCCCGCGGUUUAAGACGUCCUCAGAAUAAGUGGAAUCCAUAUGAACUUUCGAAGAAAAUCCAUUUGAAUCAGAGAGCUGUUCGUACACUGAGCACUUAUCCUUUCUUCCCGGGAGGAACCACACCCACGCGGCAACCGGAACCAACAGAAAUAAUGAAGUGUGGUAUUGCUAAAUGCAUAAUGUUUAAGUGGACGGAUGUGGAUGAAGGUACACCGAACGAAAAUGGCUUAAGGCACGAGGACACAUACUUUAGAGCGUCGGAAAGCUUUACCUCUGCCGCUACAUACAAGGAAGACUCAUUGGAACUCUUUAAAGCGUAA
This is a messenger RNA of Spodoptera exigua (beet armyworm), 993 nucleotides long. The record is from the annotation of a GenBank genome assembly. NCBI's taxonomy places the organism in Eukaryota, Metazoa, Arthropoda, Insecta, Lepidoptera, Noctuidae.